This is a messenger RNA of Cryphonectria parasitica EP155, 381 nucleotides long. RefSeq lists its product as uncharacterized. NCBI's taxonomy places the organism in Eukaryota, Fungi, Ascomycota, Sordariomycetes, Diaporthales, Cryphonectriaceae. Gene Ontology annotation, biological process: peptidyl-threonine phosphorylation; peptidyl-serine phosphorylation. Gene Ontology annotation, molecular function: protein serine/threonine kinase activity; ATP binding. The record is from RefSeq and is a predicted model, not a curated record. The annotation marks the transcript as partial. The transcript has a single exon.
CUUCUCGGUAUAAGCUUGGGCCUUAAAAGGAUCCAUCGAUUAGGAAGAUCGUGGAUAGAGAUACAACCCCGGAAGUGGGGGACUCAUGGCGACGUUAAGCCCGCAAAUAUCCUCUGGUACCCUGGCCCUGAUGGCGGCGAUCUCGGGCGACUCGCCAUCUGUGACUUUGGAUUCACGAGGUUUCACGAGGAGGAAUCCCGAUCCGCAGCUCAGGCGUGCGGCAUGACUGUCACGUAUCGUGCACCCGAGGCCGGCACUGGACCAUCAUGUCGAGCCUCGGAUAUGUGGAGCUUGGGAUGCGUGAUCCUAGAGUUCUUGACGUGGUACCUGCUCGGCCCCGAGCAAGUCGAAAGCUUCACCACCCUGCGGGUUGAGGAAGAC